This is a messenger RNA of Ostreobium quekettii, 3534 nucleotides long. Lineage: Eukaryota; Viridiplantae; Chlorophyta; Ulvophyceae; Bryopsidales; Ostreobiaceae. The record is from the annotation of a GenBank genome assembly.
AUGCCAUGGAGGGGGGAAGCACCUUCAACGGCACUGCUGCUGGUGAUAGUGCUGCUGGCAUGCAGUCACUCCUCAGAUGCGUCGAUCCCGAUUGAGCCCAGAUGUGAUGAUUUUGAUGGCUGGGAACCAGCUCCCCACGUGGAGAGUGAUUUUGUGAGCAUUUUAAAACAUGGCAAGCAUAUGUGUGGGGGCUACCUUCUUCGUUCAUUCGAUUCACCCUUCUUUGUGGUGACAUCAGCACAUUGCGCUGAUGUUGCUGGCCGACAUUCGUCAGUGAAAAUCCAUGACAGUGAGGAAGGACAGGUUGUGAGGGUCGUGAAGACGUACAUCCACCCAAACUGGACUCUCCCUGGCGACUUUCAUUUCGAUGUCGCUCUUAUGCUGCUUCCAAAUAUGAAAUAUAAUCAGUUGGGAUAUUUUUAUCCAAUCCAGGGGUUUCCUCACGAUCAUUUCAGAGUGCUAGCGGUGCUCAGGCUUUCCCACCAAAUCGAACAGGCUCUUCUUUGUCCUUCCUGCACCCAUCACUGCCGUGAUUUGGGAAUGCAAUGUUCCUCAUUUGGUACGCUGGGGGACCCUGCUCAGCUGAGAGAUGUUGUUGGUGGGCCAGUACUGUCAUACAUUGACAGACGAUCUGGUUAUCCUCUUCUAUUAUAUCUCCAACUUCUUGGCAUCGUGUCCAACAUCAGCUCAACUGAAGAUGGAAGCAGUCUGGUGAAAUGGCAGAGCUUAAGGGAGAUCAAGCCGUGGAUAGAGGACGUUUUAUCUCAGGCCGAGGACAACACCACGAACACCACGGUACAGAUCAGCUCAAUUGUUUUCAGCACCAUUGUAGGCGCAUUGGGGAUGCUCAUCGUUGUAAAGCGGUGGUCUGUAUUUGCAAGGCCUGCGCCAGAACAGGCUGCAGCUCUGCACCCUGAGUCGCAGUGCCCCAAGUACAACCAGGAGAUGCUGGGAUUUCUGGCCAAGCAGCUAGCAAAAGUGAGCAACUUGAAGCCACCCAAAGGGGCAACCAAAAGCUCUGUAAAGGACCUCAAGCAUGCCCAGCAGGAUGGGGACAGGCUCCUUCGCAAGCAUAAGGGGCCUUUUGAUCUCAAGGCCUACUACACCUGUCAUGAGGUAAAGGAGUUAGUGAACAAGAUUUGUGAGACACUGUGGGAAGUUGUGCAAGACUGGCAAAAGGGUGAUGCCAUCAAUAUACAGAGAAACAUGCCAGAACCGUGCUUUGAGGAGGACAGGAAGCAUUUGCACAAACUGCUGGGGUACAUCCUCAACAUGCGCCAGAAAGAGACAGCCAAGGAUGUGCUUAUGGAGUGGAGGAAAAUGAAGCAGGAGUACAACGAUCAGAUGAAAGACCUGAAAAUGAUUGACGAACACGAGGUCAAGGUGGUGGCAGAGAGGGGAAGGGGCUCUGGCAGCAUUGUCUAUGAGGGCUUGUUAGGUAGUGUGCCAGUUGCUGUGAAGAAGUGCAGGAUCCCCGAUUCGAUCGAACAGGACAUUGAGCGCUUGGCAGAGUUCAUGAAAGAUGUUUUAGUGCACCUGUCCGUCAAGUCUUUUCAUGUUGCUGAAUUGUAUGCAAUGACCAAAACGUCUUGUUGGUUGGUGAUGGAGCUUGCUGACAAGGACUUGAGGGUCUUCUGCCAAGAGAGGAAGCCAAUGGGCUGGCCCAUGAAGCUGAACCUACUGCAGCAGGCUUCAGAGAGGUUGUACUACAUGCACAGCCAUGACCCUUCCCUGGUGCAUUCAGAUAUCAAGACCUCCAACUUCCUGGUGUCUGGCAACAAACCCAUCGUAAAGAUUGCAGACUUUGGGCAGACACGGGAAUACACCAAUACUUUAAAGUUCAGUGUGCGGAAAGCAGGUGGGACGCGUGAGUACAAGCCUCCAGAGGUGUACGAGGGUGAAGUCCCUUCACUGCCAUCUGAUGUUUACAGCUUUGGCAUAGUGAUGUAUGAGGUAGUCACUGGCAGGAUGCUGUAUGAGGUCAAGGGGCUAGGUCGGCAGCGGAGUGAUGCUUAUAUUAUCAAUGAAAAGCUCCAAGGCGAGCCACCCUGCGAGCUGGGUGUGAACGAUUGCCCAAAAGAGAUGGAGGAACUCAUGCAAGAGUGCAUCCAGCUGGAUCCAAGGAAAAGGCCUGAAAUGCAAGAAGUGUGUGACAGGCUGAAGCAAAUGCCGAUUGCCUGUGGAGAAAAGAACUCUGUGGAGUACCUGCAUACCAUCGUUGAUUCUGCACGUCAGCAGUUGCAUUAUGUGCAGUACAACGAGAGAAUUCUGUCUUUCUUAUUCCAGCAGAUGGAGUGUGUGAAAGGUCUGAAUGAUCUGCCCCCUGGCAUGUCAAGUGAUGCCUGGAAAACCCUCAAAGGAGCAUUGGAGUCUGGAGAGCGCCUCAUCGAAAAGCACACAUACACAUUUGAUCUGCAUAAGUUUUAUUCAGCUGAUGAGCUGAAAGUGCUUGUGGAACGAUUAUGCACAAGCCUUCAAGAUGCGUGGGGCUCUGUUGAUGAGGAUGGCAGUGUGCCCAUUAGGGCAGGUGCUCCCGAUGGGUAUGUUGCCGAGGACAGAGAAUUCUUGAACACCUGUCUACGUUUUGUUCUUUAUGGCGAGCAGGCUUCAGAGGACAGUGCAGACAUUGGAGAUGAGUGGCAUCAGGUCAGAAAAAAACACAACGAGCAGAUGGAAAACCUGCGAGUCGUUCCAGACAAUGAGAUCGAGUUGGAAGGGGCAGAGGAAAUCGGCACAGGCGGAGAGGGAACCAUUUACAAGUGGUGUUGGCAGGGCAAGAUGGUGGCCGCAAAGCAGUUGCAUCAGAAGGUCAAACACCUGAGGGUCGAACGACUGGCCCAGGUUUUCACCACGGCUGCUCUCAGCGCUUCGAUGCACCAUGGCAACAUUGCGAGCGUGCUGGCUGUGAGUGCAUCGGGCGACACUCUGUUGAUGGAGCUGGCAACGGAAAACUUGAUGACCUGGUACCGUCGCAACAGGAAGGCGUCUUGGAGGUCGAAGGUUGGCGUGAUGUACCAAGCAGCAUCAGGCCUGGCGCACGUGCAUGGUCGGCCAGAGACAAUUGUCCACUGCGAUGUCAAGACCACAAACUUUCUUGUGUUUGGCGAUGACUCACAGGGGGACCCUGUUGUCAAACUCUGUGACUUUGGCACACUCACAACUGGCGCGACUGAUGCGAAGACCACACUGAAACAGCAACCCAGGACACCACUGUACUGUGCUCCGGAGAUCGACAACUGCCAGCCCCACACCCACAAGAGCGACGUCUUUAGUUUUGGGGUGGUGCUGUGUGAAGUUGCGGUACAGCGGGCGCCCUACAGGGGCGGGGAAGGUUUGGCUGCAAAGAUGAAAGAGCUUGGCGAGAUGCUGUGUCGGAUUCCCGCAGAUUACCCAAAGGGCCUGAGAACGGUCAUCAACGAAUGUCUCUCACGUGAGCCAGGGAUGCGGCCAUCCAUGCGGCAUGUAGAGGAGACCUUGCUAAUGGUGUUGCAGGAUUUGGACAGUGCAUGCCGUUGCAAUGGAUCGGAUGAUUGA